CCUGCACUACGUGAGGUCGACUUGGAGGGAAGUGAACGUUGCUAAGAGAGAGAAAAAAAUAGGAGAAGAAAGCAGAAACAUCAGCCACCUCCAAAAAAAGCUGCCUCAGGAGCAGUGAAGUGUCUUCAUGGCAGUUCGUCGAGGACACACUAAGUACUUGAAAGCCCACCUGGCCGACUUGCAGGAGGUGUAUGACAUGUCAAACGGUUAUGAAGACCACAUGGGAGGGGACGAGGGGAAGGAUGCCAAGACCAACCUGAUAGUGAACUACCUGCCUCAGAGCAUGACGCAGGAUGAGCUGCGAAGCCUGUUCAGCAGCAUCGGAGAGGUGGAGUCUGCCAAGCUCAUUCGAGACAAAGUCGCAGGCCACAGUUUAGGGUACGGAUUUGUUAACUAUCUUAACCCUAGUGAUGCAGAAAGAGCUAUCAGUACACUGAAUGGACUAAGGCUACAGUCCAAAACUAUCAAGGUUUCAUAUGCACGGCCCAGCUCUGAUACAAUAAAGGAUGCCAACCUGUAUAUCAGCGGCCUGCCAAAGUCCAUGACCCAGAAAGAUGUGGAGGACAUGUUUUCACGUUAUGGACACAUCAUUAAUUCCCGGGUACUUGUUGAUCAGGGUACAGGUACGACAGGUGUGUCCCGUGGGGUGGCUUUUAUCCGAUUUGACAAGCGGGCAGAGGCAGAGGAUGCCGUCAAAAACCUGAAUGGCCAGAAACCACCGGGAGCCUCUGAGCCAAUCACAGUGAAAUUUGCUGCCAACCCAAACCAGGCAAAGAACACGCAGCUCAUUUCUCAGCUCUACCACAACCAGUCCCGACGCUUCGGAGGACCCUUACACCACCAGGCACAGCGGUUUAGGUUUUCCCCCAUGGGUGUUGAUCACAUGGGCAGCAUGGGAGGCGUCAGCGUCCCUGGGAACUCCACCUCCGGCUGGUGCAUCUUCAUCUACAAUCUGGGUCAAGAUGCAGACGAGAGCAUCCUGUGGCAGAUGUUCGGCCCCUUUGGCGCUGUCACCAACGUCAAAGUGAUCCGAGACUUCAACACCAACAAGUGCAAGGGCUUCGGCUUCGUUACCAUGACAAACUACGAGGAGGCGGCAAUGGCCAUCGCCAGCCUGAACGGCUACCGGCUCGGAGACAAGAUACUGCAAGUGUCCUUUAAGACCAGCAAGGGCCACAAGUAGAGUGAGCUGGACAAUCAGGUGUAGAGGAGAGAGGGAAAUGGCCUGCGCCAGACUUUUGUUUGAGAGCAAAAGUAUGCGUUUGCAAAGUCUGGCACAUCAGUUUGGGUUUUAGUGUAUUCAGAAUUAAAUGACGUUCAUUUUUCUGCACCUUUGUAUUUGUCUAAAAGAGUGUCUAGGCAGUUUUUUUCCAUCUUUAUAUUCAUGCUUGGGGCUUGAGGACACUCAGUAGUUAUAAUUUUUAGGCAGAGGAUGUAGAGGGCAAAAUCCCAACAUACCCCCAAGAUAACGUUGGAAAAUUAUCUUAAAAAGCUAAAAUGCUGUCCAUAUUUGUUGCAUGUAAAACUGUGGGCACUAGAUAAAGGAGGCAUGCAAACAGUGCACUGAAAAUGCAGAGCAUAAGGAAAGCCCUGUAAAUUGUUCUCCAAGUGUCAAAAUUUUAGUGGAUAGUUCAUAGUCUAAAGCAGGUGAAGAACAGUGUUUUGCCUGGAGCCAGUGGUUGUUUCAUUUUGGGAAAGCAGUGCUUUGUCCUGGAUCCUCAUCAUAAGUAGAAAUAGAUGCCUUAAACGAUCAUCCAGUGGACACACAGACCUACAGUACCACUCACUGUCUUGAGUCGAUCUCAGAGCAAAGCACUUUUAACCAGUCUGUUUUAGGUUACUAUGAAUAUCAGUCUUUUUGAUGUGAAUCUAUGACUUUUGCUCACCCUCCGACCAGGUCUAUGUUUUAAACACGACGAGCCCUGGAGGGGAAUGUUUUUGUUGUUAUCCCUGUGUAAAGUGUCUUUUUAUUCUAAGUUGUAUUUCAGGAGAGUCCUGUUGAAAAUGAUCCCCAGUCAAUGAGUAGGGAAUUAAAAUGGACCAAAGACAGGGAGAGAUCUGAUCCUAUAGCCCCAGAAGACUUUUUCUGAGCAGAUUUUCACAAGGUAAAUUCACAUAUUUUUGAUUUGGUUUUUUGUUUGUUUUGUUUUGUUUUGUUUUUUUUUGAAGAGGUACUAAGGUUAUAUCUGAUGCUGACUGAGAGCAACAUCAUUCAGACUCAGUUUGCCGUUCUGUUUUGUUUUUUUCUUUCAUUUUGAGUUCAUUUGUUUUCUUUUUGUUUGGAUUUUCUAGAGGCGUAGAUUUUUAUUUGUCACAAUGUAAGUUACAAACUUGUUUUAACGAGUGCUUAUCUCAAGUUUGGAGAGAAAUUAAUGGCCUUUGUUUAUGAUUUCAGUUUAGAUUUGCUUUCUUUUCUUCCUUUCUUUUGGUUGUUUCACUUUGAACAUAAACCAUUAAAUUUUAUUUCAUUUUGCUGAAAGUUUUGUUUGGUUUGUUUCUUUUUUUGAUUUACCGUUUUUAGAUUUGGUUUGGAGUUUUGUUCUAUUAUUUUUCUAGUAGCAAAUCUGCAGCGCUGAUAUCAGGAAAAAUCCCUUGUCAAGUAAAAACAGGCUGUUGCACAGCGUUUCCACUGGAGGCUUUUAAACAUCGGAGACAGGCUUAAAAUUUUUUUGAAAGAUGAACAACAUAUGGACCAACGUUAGUUGAGAUAAAGUUAUUUAACCUGCACACAGACAAAUGAAGGAAAGUGACUAUCCAGCAAACAUUGUGUGAAGCAACAUUUCUGAGAUGGCGACUAAGUAUAAACCACCGAAGAGUAACAAUUAGCAAACUGAAGCUGCGUGAAGUCACUUUGGUACGGUUGUCUUUCCAUCAGUUGUGAGUUGAAUGUCAGCAUUAUUUAUUGCUUUUUGAAACCUGAGCAAACAGCAAAAAAAGGACAGUUCACAGCUUUUGACCCAAAUCCACUGUAUAAUGGGGGUUACUGUUAAUUAGUGAAGACUUAGCUUUGUUUACUUGCACAGUGAAGCUCUUCUCAUAUUGUCCAUUUUUGCCAUAUCACCGCUGAUCUUUUUCUAAUGAUAAAUUUGGUAGGUUGUCUUGUUCUCUAAGGUGUUUGAAAGGUGCAGAAUUAGCAUUGAUAAUUGUAAUUGUUUCUGAUUUAACCUGACCACAAAUUGAACAGAGGGGCGACUUGGUGAAGGACUUCCAAGUAGCAAAAGAUUCUUGGGAACAGUACCCGCUCACGCUUUUUAGGAUUCUCUUUUAAAACCAUCUUUUCCCCCCCAGCAAUAAUUCACCUGACACUUCAUUGAACUUGUAUUAAAUCUAUUUGAUCUAUCUCUGAACGGAGUAUUUCCAUCUCAAGCCUCUCAAGAUUUUGGUCUUAAAAGUGCUUUUCUGAGUUAGUAUUUCCAUGUUAUUUUUGUGUCACAAUCCUUAACUUUGUGCAAUACUUCGUGACUUGCUCAAAGCAGGUGAUAGUAAUUUGUUGUAGUCUUGGAUUGUCAUCUUUUUGAUAAUUUCUUUUUUUUCUACUGACGUUAUGUUACUGCUUGGUUUUUUUUCAGCAGUCUAGUUGGAUUUGCAUGAAAGAUGCAAGUGAAUUUGUUUUAGGAGCAGUCAGAAUAAACUGCAUUCCGCCUUAAUUUAUAAGUGGAAAUGGUGUAUUUUACAUCAGAGGAAGCGCAAAUAUUUAUUUGACACUGUAUAUGGUUAUACUUGUUACUUAUUGGAGUGUUUUUAAUGGAUUAUUGAUUUUUUUUUUUUCCUUUUUUGGUUUUGAACGGACACUACGUUUAAGUCCAUUAAAUGUCUUCUAACAUUGGAUCAUUUCAAUAAAAACAUGGUGCAAUA
Messenger RNA from Toxotes jaculatrix (banded archerfish), 3855 nucleotides. It is a transcript of the gene elavl1a, whose product is annotated as ELAV like RNA binding protein 1a. The coding region runs from base 128 to 1183 and encodes 351 amino acids. The transcript has 7 exons. Lineage: Eukaryota; Metazoa; Chordata; Actinopteri; Toxotidae. Gene Ontology annotation, cellular component: ribonucleoprotein complex. The record is from RefSeq and is a predicted model, not a curated record. Gene Ontology annotation, molecular function: RNA binding.